Ricinus communis (castor bean) is the source of this 3362-nucleotide messenger RNA. RefSeq lists its product as uncharacterized. The coding region runs from base 407 to 2851 and encodes 814 amino acids. Lineage: Eukaryota; Viridiplantae; Streptophyta; Magnoliopsida; Malpighiales; Euphorbiaceae. The transcript is spliced from 6 exons. The record is from RefSeq and is a predicted model, not a curated record.
AAUUCUCAUUCAAUAACUGUAAAGAACUAUUAAAAAAAAAACUUUCUGGGCACAAGACACUAGACAGCGUUCGAAUCAACUUCCUUCAAUUUACACCGAUAGCAAUAAUAAACUCCUCCAGCCAGACGAACGCCGUUGUCGGUUACGGCUUCCCGCCUGCGGGUCACCGUUGUAUAAUUCAGCACAAACUUGUUUUCUUUGGCUGCCAAGAAAAUUGAGCACACACAUAUCCAAGUUUGAAAUCUUUUAUUUUUAUUAUUUUUUUUUAAAUCAGGGCGCAGAAUCCCGAAUUUCUCUUCAGUAAAGAGUUAGGGUUUUAUUUGUAUCGUGUAAUAAUUAUAUUACAUGGAUGGCUUGUUACGCUAGUGGUAGGUGAUUUUGGAGACAUUUUGAAUUAUCCGAUUUCAUGGCCGAUACUUGUAGCGCCGAUUCGGGUGUUGCGUGGCUUUGGGCCAUUGAGUAUCUAGCAAGCUUCAAACAAAUAGACCCCUCCAUUUUACAUGAUUUGAUUGAUGAGGCUCCUGAAUUACCUGAGGAUUUAGGAAAGAACACUAGGGAAAUGGUUGCUUUGAAAUGUUUGGAGCAUUUGUUUACUAAUAAUACUAAUGAAGCUCCGAAUGAUGCCCCCUCUGUCCCGAAUCAAAAGAUUAAAUUUGACCUCAACGAAGCUUGCGAAGAUGUGCUUCAAUCCAUACUGAAAGAGAUGCCUGUAUCUGAUUUAAAAAUGGCUGGACCGGAUCUGUUGAAAUGGGAUGUGCCUCCUUUUAUCUUGCACAAAAGAGCUUCCAUGCCAAAAUGUGCUUUAGAACAGCUGAAAGAUGCAAUUCUUGAAGGUACUCAUCCAUAUGCUGCUUUCUUCGGAGAACUUAGUGGUCUGGUGCAUAAAAAUGAUGAGAAUAAUAGAAUCACUGUUAGUUGUGGGACUGACAGUAAUGGCACUGAUGCCCAAAUUAUGGCACCAGAAGGAAACAACAUUCAUUUGCCACUUGAAAAUAUGAAUAGAAUGGUGAGAGAUGAUUCUUGCCUGAAAAAUUUAUUACCCUUGAAAAGGAAUGGAAAUGAUUUGGAUAAUGAGCAUCCAAGUGGAGACUAUCAGGAAGAUCAAGGGGGCAUGGAUGAGAGUGAUCUCCUUCUAAAUGCUAAGAAGUUUAAGACUAAUGCCUCGUGUGCUAAGAAGUCUAGGGAACAGAUUUUAAUUUCUCAACCCUGUAAUGAAUUGGUGGAAGAUUCUUCCAGAAUGAUGGUUGGAGAUGCACAAAAAGAAAGUUGCCAUGUGGAAAGAGUUGCACAAAUAGGAUUAGGUGAAUGCUGCUCUUUUGGGAAUGGUCAUGGCAAGUUUGUUGCUACAGAGAGGCUUGGGGGAAUUCCUACUGCUGAUGCUAAUAACUUCCAGAACAAUCAUUCUGACCGUGUAAAUAAUGCCAACAAAAAGUCAGAAGGUACAUUUGGAGAUGGAUCCCACCAAUGUAUCUUGGAUGAUGAAGUCAAUAAGGCUGAACCUAGAGCAUCAAACGGUGCAUCCUCUCUAAGAACCCCCCAAGAAGUCUCCGCUGAUGACAAUAAAAACAACCAUGAUUAUGGUAGUCAACUUAGAUCACCGCAAGUUGUUUCCUUGAGUGGAUUUCCCAGAGGUACCACUGUCGAAAAAUCAGAAGGUGGCAUAGAGAAUCUUUAUCAAGAAGACACAUCAAGUGAAAGUGGUGGGUAUCAUCAUGAGAUGAUUGAUGUUGCCAUGGAGAAGAGUCAUUUCUUGAGCUCUCAGUGUACCCUAAGUCAUGCUUCUCCAUCUAACUGGACAGAGCUAAAUCUUUGUGUACAAUGUAGCAAAGAUGGUCAGUUGUUGGUUUGUAAUGCUGUUGGUUGUCCAUUCGUGGUUCAUGAGAAGUGCUUAGGUUGCUCACCAAAAUUUGAUGAGAAGGGAAACUUCUACUGUCCAUUCUGUGCAUAUUCUUAUGCCAUCUCGAAGUAUCUUGAAGCUAAGAAAACAGCUACUUUGGCAAGGAAGGAACUAUCUGCAUUUAUUCAUAAGCGUCCUGAGAGAUCACAUUUACAAAAGCUUAGUAAUUUAGGACAUAAUGAAGAUGAGGAUAAUAUUUGCAAAAUCCAUGAGACUGCGGAUUUGGGGGAGAGAGGAUCUGAUAAAAAAAAUGAUAAAGUGCGUGCAUGUAUAAUCAAUGGCCAAGUUGAGAAAAGAAUAGGGGAUAGGCAACCAGAGGAGCCUAUGUUAUCAUGUAUUGAUGUGAAUGUAAUGUGUAGAGAACAGCUUGGUGCAACUCAUGGGAUAACUCAUAUUGCUUCUGAAGCAAAUGAAAGUGAAGAGAUGUCUCCAAAGUCUUCGUUUGCAAGGGGACUUGACAGAGAAGACCAAACUUCUGCUGGCCUUAAGUCUCAUGGUGAUAAUCCAAUGUCCAAAGACAAAGAGAUGUUUUCUUCAAAUAAAGAAGAAGCUGAAGGAAGAUUUGAGAAGGAAGUUUUAGAGCAGCAAAGUAGUGAUGUAUUAGAGAAACCGGUUUGUGCUGGUAAUGUUGAUGAAGGAGAAACCUCUGACGAUGAAAGUGAUGAAAAUAUGAUGUCUGAUUACUCCAUAAGAUUACGGAGGAGAAGGAUGAGAGAGAUUCAAUAUGCAUACCCAGCAACUCCUCAGUUCAGGCGAAAGAAAGUUCCAUGGACAGCUAAGGAGGAGGAGAUACUAAAGGAGGGAGUGCAGAAAUUUUCAAAUAUUAGUGACCGAACUAUUUCGUGGAAGAAAAUUUUGGAGUAUGGUAGUGCAGUAUUUUUGCAUGAUCGUACUACAACAGAUCUUAAGGAUAAAUGGAGGAACAUAUGCAAAGGAAGUCCUAAAUGCCAAUAGUCUUAUUAUCUGAUCAAUUUUCAUACAAGUCCUUGUAUGAUUCUUGGUUUCUGAUAAUUGGAGAUUACACUAGAAUCUAGAUAAAUCUGAUCUAGAUUGCUUUCAUUAUUGAGGGUUCCAUUUGAUCUGGCAGGUAGACUAUAAUCAAGUCAGACAUUGAGAAAGAUACCUGUGCUUGCGUGAUAAUAUGAUUGGUGCCAAGCAUAUUAUGUAUCUCACUGGAUGUGCAAUAUGUAGACUCUCAUGUACUCAUCAAAUCCAGAAACAAACACCAGUGUCAGAAAUUCUAGAAGUUUUGGGUGUUAUCUUUUUAUUACAUAUCAUGACAAUAUGAUAGGUGUUGCAUGUGAUGGCUGUAUUUGUAUGGGAUGGCUGUUCUCCAUUUUUGCCUCUCCAACACUGUAAAAGAUAGUUGUAGAUAUCUAAAUUUCGGUAUUUUUGUUGUUUAUUAUUUUAGUUUGAUGUGUAAAGUUGCUUAAUUUUUUAUGAGAUAAGGUACAAUUUUGUUCCA